Homo sapiens (human) is the source of this 12416-nucleotide messenger RNA. It is a transcript of the gene ZNF831, whose product is annotated as zinc finger protein 831. The transcript has 7 exons. The record is from RefSeq and is a predicted model, not a curated record. Lineage: Eukaryota; Metazoa; Chordata; Mammalia; Primates; Hominidae. Bases 3013 to 8046 code for a protein of 1677 amino acids.
UUCACUCUAGCCUGGGCAAUAGAGCAAGACUCUGUCUCAAAAAAAAAAGGUGAAUUUUAUUAAUCUUGUCCAAGAAAAAGCUCUUUCUUUCAUUGAUUUUCUCUAUUAUUUUUCUGUUUUGAUUUGACCUAUUUCUUCUCCUACCUUUAUUAUCUCCUUUCUUCCGCUUGCUCUGGAUUUAUUAUGCUUUCCUUUUACUACAGUCAAGUGGGAGUCUAGAGUCUUGAUUUGAAACCCUCCCUCUUUUUCUUUUUCUUUUUAAACAAUUAAUAGCAGUUUAUUUUAAAACAUUUUUGUGGGUACAUAGUAGGUGUAUAUAUUUGUGGGGUACAUGAAAUGUUUUGAUACAGGCAUGCAGUGUGAAAUCAUCACACUGUGGGAAAUGCUCCUCUUUUCUAAUGUAAACAUUUAGUGCUAUAAAUUUCCCUCCCAGCACUGCUUUAGCUAUGUGCCACAAAUUUUGAGAUGUAUUUUUGUUUUCACACGUCAGUGUAUUUUUUGAUUACCCUGGGGGCUUCCUCUUUGACCCAUGGAUUAUUUAGAACUGUGUGCCAUUUUGUUUUCAAGUAUAUGAAGCUGUCCUGUUAUCUUUCUGUUGUUGAUUCAUAGUUUGAUUCCGUUGUCGUCAGAGAACAUGCUUUGUAUGAUUUUAAUUCUUUAAAUUUGUUGAGGUUGAUUUUAUGGCCUGGAAUGUGGUCUAUCUUGAUGUAGCAGUCUGGGUCCAAUCAGGAAGUAGGAGCCAUACAAUAGGCUAAAUGAGAGAAGCUGAUGAUAAGAAUUACUAACUAUAAUGAAGAGGGACUAUAAGACAUAAGGGAACUCCAUGUGGCACCCUAGGAUUGAGAUUCAGCUUCUCAACUGAAAGAGACAGCUUCCAUUUCUCCCAGCAAGGACACACGUGGAAGGAGUCAGACCUCCCUGGAAGAGAUGUGAUUUGCCCACUGGAUAGCAGAGGAGUUGGCUGGCUUAGCAAGACUGAAGCUUAUCUGGAGUUGCUGGGCAAACAAUGGGCAACUUUCUGGAGUACAGGUGGGAGGUGGCAGGCAAUCUACAACCAGAGACGUGGGUGUGUUAUGGGAGUCUGGCACUAGUGGGACAGAAGUCUCCAGAGCUCCCAGAAAGACAGUGUGCCGGCUGUGUGGUUGCAGAAGGAGCAGAUCCAUGUGAACCCCCCAGCCACAGGCAGGCUGUGCAACAGCUUUGGUUUUUAUGUUGUGGGGGCUGCAGACAGAUUACUGCUGGGCUGAGGCUGCAAGGUUGCAGAGGGAGUGAGUCCUGGGGCCUGUGGCUGGGAGGGGGAACUCCAUGGCAUGUCCUCAUACCCACACCACUGGCCCUCUCGUGGGCCCCUCCUGGAAACUGCAGGAAGCCUCUUCCUCCUGCAAUGACCCUCCAACAUCCUCUGUUGGAAAAACUUAGCACUGUGUCCACUUUAAAGGAGAAAAUCUUUAAAAGUUUGCAUCCCUUAUCAUACAGCAUGUAUUGAAUGGCAUUUUUUGGAGCUGAGAGGCAAUAAAUUUCUAUCUGGCACAGUCUAUCCCUUUGCCUGUGCAGCCCCAUGUGUACCCUUUACAUGCAUGUGAACUUUCUUACAACAGAAUGGCUCUGUAUUUCCACCUAACAAGAUACAUCCAUGCUUCUAGCAAGUGAAGAGGUUCUCACUUGUUCGAAAUGAGCAGAUGCAGUCAUUGUACUCAGCACAGGCUGUAUCAAUUGCUCUUCAAAUUCAGUCAAGCUCUCACUGAAUAUUCUGUUCCCUAAAGCCUAAAUUGUAAAGUUAACUUCCAAUAACUCAUAUAUAAAAAUUUAAAACAUGAAGUAGGAGAAAGAAGUAGAGAAUGAUUAGUAAAGAUAAAAUAAAACUCAUUCAUAUAACACACAUAGAGACCAUACACAAACCCCCUCCAGUCCUCGUUUAUAUAAUUGAUCAUGAAGUUGUAGUUCAUAUCUGUGACUUUCUUCUUCCACCACCCAUUCCACAUCUUCCUUGACCUCAGCUGCCCUGGGUUCUUUACCUCUUGGAAUAUCUACUAACUCCUGAAAAGUAUGAGUAUGUACUUUUCUCCCAAAUUGCAGUUGUUCCACUAUGUGGCAACAGGUCCCUUUGAGAAGGCAUAAAGAAAGAUUUACAGUGUAUCCUUUUGGCAAUAGUAGAGUGUCCUUUUCAAGGGGACCUGGCUUUCCCUUCAAUCAAGGGCCUGUAGGUCUGCAAACUGCCUUAGUUCUGAAAACUGGGUAAAGGGCCGUGAGUCUCCAUUUGAUGACUGAGUCACGUUACUUGCCACCACACUUAGGACUUUUCCUAUGAUUUCCUAUGAUAUCAUAGUAGACUGACUGGUCUUUCCCUCCGAGGGACAACGUGAUCAGUUAGUUACUGCUAAGAUCUCUGCGAGCCAAAGAAUUCGGAUUCCUGCCAUUCCCUGUUGCUCCCGUGGCACGCUCACCUUCUCUUUGGCAAUGAAGUGAUGCCACUUGGUCCUCUGCUAUUCUGGGACCCCCCAACAACCACAGUGAAAUGAGGGAGCCUGUCUCAAUAGUGGUGUCCCCUACAGCUCUUCCUGGCCUGGAAAAAGAGCAACCACAGAUCUUUUCGGGGAUGCGGAUGCUCCCCUCAUUAAUGCAUUUCUCAGCGCCCUCCUGAAGAGGGGCCUUCUGGGUCUUCUUGAGGCAUGCCGCUGGGAGAGUUGGAGGUUGCCUGUGAUACACCCGGCCCAGCAGGCAUAUUUCCCAUAGUCUUUAGAGCCCCUCCUCUGUGUCAUGCCAGGGAAGCUCCAGCAUUCCGGCCUCACUAAAUGCAGGUCACCAUCAUUUCCAGAUUUCAGUCAACCAACCUAGGAAGCUGUUAAAGCCACAUCCAGCUGCACAACUAAUACACUAAAUUGAGACUCUCUGCAACAUCAGCCCUGUGGCUACAAAAAUGAGACAUUCUUUGAGGGCUGUCAUGGAGGCUGUGUGAUCCUCAGAUCAUGACUCAAGGUUUUCCAGCAUUGUGGGCCAUCCAGAUGAUGCGGAAUGGAGGUUCCAGAACCCACCUGCCCUGCCCCUCCUGCGAGGGACCAGCCAGCUCCCACUCCUGGCCCUCCAGGGGCCCCAGGUGGCCAGGCCUCACCUCACCUGACCCUGGGCCCUGUCCUUCUGCCGCCAGAGCAGGGCCUGGCCCCCCCCACUGUGUUCCUGAAGGCCCUGCCCAUCCCACUGUACCACACGGUGCCUCCCGGGGGCCUCCAGCCCCGCGCCCCGCUAGUGACGGGCAGCCUAGAUGGGGGCAACGUGCCCUUCAUACUCAGCCCUGUGCUGCAGCCUGAAGGGCCUGGCCCCACCCAGGUGGGGAAGCCGGCGGCCCCUACGCUGACGGUGAACAUCGUGGGCACUCUGCCUGUCCUGUCGCCGGGCCUGGGCCCCACGCUGGGCAGCCCAGGCAAGGUGCGGAAUGCGGGCAAGUACCUGUGUCCGCACUGUGGUCGCGACUGCCUGAAGCCCAGUGUUCUAGAGAAGCACAUCCGGUCCCACACGGGUGAGAGGCCCUUCCCGUGUGCCACCUGCGGCAUCGCCUUUAAGACCCAGAGCAAUCUCUACAAGCACAGGCGGACGCAGACGCACCUCAACAACUCCCGGCUGUCCUCAGAGUCCGAGGGCGCCGGGGGCGGCCUCCUGGAGGAAGGGGACAAGGCCGGAGAGCCCCCCAGACCAGAGGGCAGGGGCGAGAGCAGGUGCCAGGGGAUGCACGAAGGCGCCUCGGAGAGACCCCUUUCUCCGGGUGCCCACGUGCCCCUACUUGCCAAGAACCUGGAUGUGAGGACCGAAGCUGCUCCCUGUCCAGGGUCCGCAUUUGCCGACAGAGAGGCUCCUUGGGACUCUGCCCCCAUGGCGUCACCUGGGCUCCCAGCGGCCAGCACACAACCCUGGCGUAAGUUGCCAGAGCAGAAGUCGCCGACCGCCGGGAAGCCGUGCGCCCUGCAGCGGCAGCAGGCGACGGCAGCGGAGAAGCCCUGGGAUGCCAAGGCCCCCGAGGGCCGGCUGCGGAAGUGUGAGAGCACCGACUCGGGGUACCUGUCGCGCUCCGACAGCGCGGAGCAGCCGCAUGCGCCCUGCAGCCCCCUGCACAGCCUUUCGGAGCACAGCGCCGAGUCCGAGGGGGAGGGCGGCCCGGGCCCGGGGCCAGGGGUCGCAGGGGCCGAGCCCGGGGCGCGAGAAGCCGGCCUGGAGCUGGAGAAGAAGCGGCUGGAGGAGCGCAUCGCCCAGCUCAUCUCCCACAACCAGGCGGUGGUGGACGAUGCCCAGCUGGACAACGUGCGGCCCCGGAAGACCGGGCUGUCCAAACAGGGCAGCAUCGACCUGCCCACGCCCUACACCUACAAGGACUCCUUCCACUUUGACAUCCGCGCGCUGGAGCCAGGCCGUAGGAGGGCCCCGGGCCCCGUGCGCUCCACCUGGACGCCCCCAGACAAGUCUCGGCCCCUCUUCUUCCACUCCGUCCCCACUCAGCUCUCCACCACCGUGGAAUGUGUCCCCGUCACCAGGAGCAACUCGCUGCCCUUCGUCGAGGGCUCCAGGACGUGGCUGGAGCCCAGGGAGCCCCGGGACCCCUGGUCCAGGACGCAGAAGCCUCUGAGCCCCAGGCCCGGCCCAGCCCGCCUGGGCUGCCGCUCGGGACUAAGCUCGACUGACGUUCCCAGUGGGCAUCCCCGGGCCCUGGUCAGACAGGCCGCGGUGGAGGACCUGCCAGGCACCCCCAUUGGCGAUGCCCUGGUGCCCGCAGAGGACACAGACGCAAAGAGAACUGCUGCGCGGGAGGCCAUGGCCGGCAAGGGCAGAGCGGGCGGCAGGAAGUGCGGCCAGAGAAGGCUGAAGAUGUUCUCCCAGGAGAAGUGGCAGGUGUACGGGGAUGAGACGUUCAAAAGGAUCUACCAGAAAAUGAAAGCCAGUCCCCAUGGAGGCAAGAAAGCCAGGGAGGUGGGAAUGGGCAGUGGGGCAGAACUGGGCUUUCCUCUGCAGAAAGAGGCAGCAGGGAGCUCAGGCACAGUCCCCACCCAAGACAGGAGGACCCCUGUCCAUGAGGACAUAUCCGCAGGGGCAACGCCAGAGCCUUGGGGAAAUCCACCAGCCCUGGAGGCCUCCUUGGUGACUGAACCCACUAAGCAUGGGGAGACGGUGGCCAGGAGAGGAGACAGUGACCGACCCAGGGUGGAAGAGGCUGUGUCAUCCCCUGCACUGGGUGGCAGAGACAGUCCCUGUUCAGGCAGUAGGAGCCCCCUGGUCUCUCCAAAUGGGAGGCUGGAACUGGGGUGGCAGAUGCCCCCAGCACCUGGCCCCCUCAAAGGGGGUGAUGUAGAGGCUCCCAGGCCAGUUUGGCCGGACCCCAAGCUGGAAGGAGGUGCCCGAGGUGUGGGGGAUGUUCAGGAGACCUGCCUGUGGGCCCAGACUGUCCUGAGAUGGCCCAGCAGGGGCUCAGGGGAGGACAAGCUCCCCUCAGAGAGGAAGAAGCUGAAAGUGGAGGACCUGCACAGCUGGAAGCAACCAGAGCCUGUGAGCGCAGAGACCCCAGGUGGGCCCACGCAGCCUGCCUCUUUGUCAUCCCAGAAGCAGGAUGCCGAUCCCGGGGAGGUGCCAGGGGGCUCAAAGGAGAGUGCCAGGCAGGUGGGCGAGCCUCUGGAGUCCUCUGGAGCCUCCUUGGCUGCUGCUUCUGUUGCCCUGAAGAGGGUGGGGCCAAGGGACAAGGCUACCCCACUGCAUCCUGCAGCCCCAGCCCCCGCAGAGCACCCCUCGCUGGCCACCCCACCUCAGGCUCCUAGAGUGCUCUCUGCCCUGGCAGAUAAUGCCUUUUCCCCCAAGUACCUCCUCAGGUUACCUCAGGCAGAGACCCCCUUACCACUGCCCAUUCCCUGGGGACCAAGGCACAGCCAGGACUCUCUCUGCAGCAGUGGGUGGCCUGAAGAACGGGCAUCAUUUGUUGGGUCAGGACUGGGGACCCCUCUUUCUCCCAGCCCAGCCUCAGGCCCCUCCCCAGGUGAGGCGGACAGCAUCCUGGAGGACCCCAGCUGUUCCAGGCCACAGGAUGGGAGAAAAGGGGCACAGUUGGGGGGGGACAAGGGGGACAGGAUGGCCACUAGCAGGCCAGCAGCCAGGGAGUUGCCCAUCUCAGCACCAGGGGCUCCCAGGGAGGCUACCUCCUCCCCGCCCACUCCAACGUGUGAGGCACACUUAGUUCAGGACAUGGAGGGUGACAGCCACCGUAUCCAUCGCCUCUGCAUGGGCAGCACUUUGGCAAGGGCCAGGCUCUCUGGGGAUGUCCUGAAUCCCUGGGUACCCAACUGGGAGCUGGGGGAGCCUCCUGGGAAUGCCCCAGAAGAUCCUUCUUCAGGGCCCCUGGUGGGCCCCGACCCGUGUUCCCCCCUCCAGCCUGGCUCCUUCCUCACUGCCCUCACUCGGCCUCAGGGUGUGCCCCCAGGCUGGCCAGAGCUGGCCUUGUCUUCCCACUCAGGGACGUCCCGGAGCCACAGCACCCGCAGUCCCCACAGCACCCAAAACCCCUUUCCCUCACUGAAGGCUGAGCCGCGGCUCACGUGGUGUUGCCUGAGCCGCAGUGUCCCUCUGCCCGCGGAGCAGAAGGCAAAGGCGGCAUCUGUGUACUUGGCGGUGCACUUUCCUGGUAGCAGCCUCCGAGAUGAGGGUCCCAAUGGCCCUCCUGGGAGCAAUGGAGGAUGGACCUGGACAAGCCCUGGAGAAGGAGGGCCGGCGCAGAUGUCCAAGUUCUCCUACCCAACAGUCCCAGGGGUGAUGCCCCAGCACCAGGUGUCUGAGCCAGAAUGGAAGAAAGGCCUGCCUUGGAGGGCAAAGAUGUCUCGUGGGAACAGCAAGCAGAGAAAACUGAAGAUCAACCCUAAAAGGUACAAAGGGAAUUUCUUGCAGAGCUGUGUUCAGCUGAGAGCCAGUAGACUUCGCACACCAACCUGGGUGCGAAGAAGAAGCCGCCACCCUCCCGCACUUGAGGGACUGAAGCCAUGCAGGACCCCUGGGCAGACCUCUUCAGAAAUAGCAGGUCUGAAUCUGCAAGAGGAGCCAUCUUGUGCCACCUCAGAAUCACCUCCUUGUUGUGGGAAGGAAGAGAAGAAGGAAGGUGACUGCAGACAAACCUUAGGAACCCUCUCUCUUGGUACAAGUUCAAGAAUUGUCAGGGAAAUGGACAAACGAACUGUGAAGGAUAUUUCUCCAUCUGCUGGUGAGCAUGGUGACUGUACUACUCACAGCACUGCUGCCACAUCAGGAUUAUCUCUGCAAUCUGACACCUGCCUGGCAGUGGUUAAUGACGUGCCUCUACCCCCUGGCAAAGGUCUUGACCUUGGGUUGCUGGAGACUCAGCUGCUGGCCUCCCAGGAUUCAGUCUCAACAGAUCCCAAACCAUACAUCUUCUCAGAUGCUCAAAGGCCUUCUUCCUUUGGGUCCAAAGGAACUUUUCCCCACCAUGACAUUGCUACCUCUGUGGCUGCCGUUUGUAUUUCUCUGCCAGUGAGAACAGAUCACAUAGCCCAGGAAAUUCACAGUGCUGAAUCACGAGACCACAGCCAGACUGCAGGGAGGACUCUGACAUCAAGCUCCCCAGACAGCAAAGUCACAGAAGAGGGCAGAGCACAGACCCUCUUGCCAGGGAGACCUUCAUCUGGACAAAGAAUUUCAGAUUCGGUUCCACUGGAGUCAACUGAAAAAACUCAUCUUGAAAUACCAGCUUCAGGACCAAGUUCAGCUAGUUCACACCACAAGGAAGGGAGACACAAGACGUUUUUUCCUUCCAGAGGCCAGUAUGGGUGUGGGGAAAUGACUGUCCCCUGCCCCUCUUUAGGAAGUGACGGUAGGAAACGUCAGGUAUCUGGAUUAAUCACUCGGAAAGAUUCUGUGGUUCCUUCUAAGCCAGAGCAGCCCAUAGAAAUUCCUGAAGCCCCUUCUAAAUCCCUCAAGAAGAGGAGUCUGGAAGGAAUGAGAAAGCAAACUCGAGUAGAGUUCAGUGACACCAGCAGCGACGAUGAAGACCGAUUAGUUAUAGAAAUAUGAAGCUUCCAGAGAAACAUGGUGUCUGGUCAAAAAGACUGUUGACGCUUCACAAGUAAAUGUUGUCAGGCUGGCGGAAGAACUAAACUCUAUCUGUGAAACACCUACAGAUUAGGAAAGCCAUUUUGAGUUAUUUACAAGCCAACUCCAACCAACUUCUGACCCCCAACUCAGCCGCAGCGUUCCCCAGCUCCCCUUGGGAGUGCUCUGCUCAUCUUCAAAUGGUGCCAGGCAGGGCAGACAUGGCAAGGAAGCAAACUCUGCAAAUGGUCAACGUGCACAGUGACUGGGCCUUGACUCCCAGCCUCGUCUUCUGCACCUGUCCCCCACUGCCUCUCUGCAAUCAAAUGGCACUAACCAAGAAAGCCACCAUCAACACAUUUCUCCACAAGUGGACCCCACACAGUCGAGGCAACUGGCUUUCUCCAUUAGUAAACUGAGGAUUUGCUUCCAAGGUGGAGAGCACACUUGGGAUAAUUGGAGUAGCUUGACAAAGAGACGGGGGUGUGAACUGGGCACAAAGAUACUUCUGUUCAUUUUGGAGACAAAAUUCAGAUACAUUAAAAAACUGAAGCUUGUUCAGAGUAAUUCACGUCCUUGGUGGAGUUGUAAAUACACUUCAAAAUGCCUAUGAUCCGGUGACAUGCUGAUUACUUUUAAAUGUUGCACAAAUGGUCAAUGCUUAUUUAUGGUCAGAUGAUGCAAGCACAUGCUCUUGUGCCUGGUGCGUUUGCUGUGGAGAUCUCUGAGACUGUCGGUUUUUCUAGUUCUUGCAAAGGAACGGUGUUAAAAGUUAAUAGAACUGUCUCUCUGUAAUGAGUCAUUUUUUGAGAGGGAAAAAUUCACUUAUUUUCCUCUGAUUCUUCUUGUCAUAUUGUGCUCUGAGCAAUUUCAAUUAGAGGGUUACAUUUUAGUAAUCUGUACAGCUUCAACUGAUGCCUGCUCGUCGUGACGGGAGCCUUUUAGAUUUCCUUCAGAAGCUUCAAGGAUACAAAACUAAUUGGAGUUUUGACGCUGUUUUACAUCUCGGUAAUUUUAUUUUCGGGGCUUAGUGUUACUUUGCUGUCAAAUUAAAUCAGCCUCUGUAUUGUGCACGUCAGAACUGCACAGAGAAAAUUCCCCAGUAUUCCAAGCCGGUGCGCCCCUGUGCAGAAGAAAACAGAUCUACGUCAGCCAGCCCGGGGGGCAAAGCCUCAGUUCCACUGCCUUCCUCUCCCUCUCCUUCCACGGGAGAGGAGAAACUUAAAGAGGUUUACAUUGCUGCAUUUCAAUAAAAUUUUAUACUUGCUUUUGGUAUGAUUUUGUACAAUUUGAAAUUUGUAGCUGAGCUCUUUUGGUGUAACUUUGAUGUAAUGAUGUUCAUAUGACAUCUUGUACUUCAGAGACACAGCAGCAAUGCAGAGCAUCUCACACAUGUGAAUACACUUCAGUCAGUCUGUGCCUGUGACUAAGUAUGGUCAAAUUUCAAGUAUCUUCAUGUGAAUUUUCCAAUUUUGGUGUUUUUCAUAGAAAACUUCAAUGCCAGACCAGCUUCCCUGGUUACUUAGCAUAUAUUUGUGACCAUUUCAUAUGCACUCAUAAAUAUCCAAGGAUUUCAGGCCCAGCCAAGAAAAACAUAAGAAGGGAGGUAAAAAGGAUGUUGGACAUUGACUUAGUGUACUUUUUAAACCCAACAAAAGCGAUGUGGUGAUUAUCUCCCUUUUCGAAGGAUUCAUGCCACUGUAAUGAGAGAGGCAGUGUAGGCAAAUGGUCUGAGCCUUGGAUGGAGAUUGAAGUCCUGACUUUAGCUGGGAAAUCUUGGUUAAGAGUCUUUCUGUACCUUAGUUUCCCUAAGUGAGAAUAAGAGAGUUGGACAAGACGAAUGUAUCUCCAGGUUCCAAUUUUUCUGAGAAUGGUUGAUAGAGAAGCUGCUCUCUCCUUAAAAUGCAUGGACUCAAUGGCUUGAAGAUAUUCCCCAUGGGGAACCAUUGCCACGGAGGCCUUGCAUGCAAGAAGUUUGGGUGGGGACAGUGAGGAACUGAAACACAAGCACCUUCCACCAAUUAUUGCUGUGAAGAACCUGAGCCUGAAGAAGCUCCAUCUAAUUUUUUCCCCAGAGUUCCAGAUUUUAGGGUGCAAUCAUCCAGCCUAUACAUGUGGCUCAUAGUUCAAAAAAUUAAAAGCAAAACCAGAACUCUCCAGUAGGAAUGGAGAAAACCUAUCUGUAGGCUGAACUGGCUCCUUUGUCUUAGGAGGCACUGGUCAGGGGAAAAAAGCUGUCUUCCAGACCCCUCCUUUCUGGGUGGCUACUGUGGAAUCAACGGGGUCACUGGCUGUAAAUCAGUAAGUCAUAGCUCCAAACAGCACCAACUUCAGGAUGAUGGUGGAAGCUCUGUCCCUAUAGGAGCCACCGUUGCCAGCUGUCACAUCCCAACCUAGGUCAAAUAUGGCGGAAUAUUGAUUUCGUCUCUAACUCCCUGUAUCUCUUACAAAGGUAAAGCAGGUAGCGAAGCCACCUUGCUUCCCUGGUCUUUGCCUAGUGGCUGGCAAUGUUUACAAGUGUACCUUACUUUAUAUCAACAUGAAUUUGUGAAAAAGCUGUAUGUCAAUGGAUUUUUUAAAAAUUAAAAAUGUAUUUUGAAUGACCCUAAGGGAGCUGGCUCUUUAAAAGCAUCCUAAGGUAAAGAUUUUUUUUAAAUGAAGAAUCUUUUUAUAAAGCAAUGAACAAUCUCUGAUUUUAUAAAUCUUAAUUUUCCUAUGGGUUUUCUUAAAGUGAAAUACAAUUAUAAGAAUACAUUUUAAGGGUAACAUUAACAACCUAGAACCCAGUUUGGGUUACUAAAAAUAAAAUGUCAGUAUUAUCAAUUGAUAACUACCACAGUUUUAUACUCUGCAAGUGUGUACUGCAUGAUGGUUAAGGAAAAACAAAUUUAUUUUAGAACAAAGCAAACCAGAGUUUAAAGAUCAGGGAUUUCCUUCUUUCCCCAGUGCUAAUUUUCCCAGUGUUAAUUUUAUUAUAUCUUUAGGUAAGGGUCUUAACCAACUGAUGCCUCAGUUUCUUCCACAGAGAAUAGUUAGAGGGAUGCUGUCAUGAACUAAGGGAAGGGCACUGAAUUUUUUUUUGCCAAUAUCAAAAGUGACAUUUCCCCAUGAUGUUCAAGACUCACCAGGUUUCUCUCUCCACCUGUACCUACACCCAGCUAGAUCUUGUCGUUAAAGAUGUAUGGAGGGAAGAGGUUUCAAUCCUUCCCUCCUUGGCAACCUACAUUGUUAAGUGACUCAAAGUCAUGUGAUUUUUGGUGGACAACUGGAAUCCUCCUUCUUGUAAAACACAUUGAAAAACAGCUCAUCUCUCCUGUUAGGCUUAACCCUUGAGAUUUGAGACAAAGCUAAUAAUCCCCUUUGGUUCACAUCUCACAGUAACCAGGAGAACCUAUGGUUCAUUUGCCAAGUGAUUAAAAAAAAAGAUGGAGGAGGGUGUCUCUGAAUUUUAAUGGAAACACUGCCAAUAGCAUGGUGGGUAACCUAGGGCAAGACAGACUUUUUCUUCCUGAAAUCACUCUUCUAAAGCUGAGACCGGAAGAGGAACCUUGCAGAAGUGCACUGUGACCACAGUUCUUGGCAUGAAAGAUAAACAAUUUGCAGUCUCAUGCCAAAAAGUAUUUCCUUGCAUUUACAUUCAUUACUUAGAAUGAUCACAUUAUUCAUUUUUUUCCCCAGCACAGAAAUUUGCAUUUUGCACAGAAUUUGCCUGGUGCAGCAGAUCUUUAUAGUUAUGGAAACUGUCAUCAUUAUCGGAAUGUGCUGCUGCUCAACUCCCCAGACAUAAUUUAAUAUGGUGAGGAGAAUAUGACCUGCCUGGCUCUAUGGGUGAUCAUAUUUCUACUGCUGCAGCAAGCUGGGCUUGUGUAUUUUUCCUCACUUCAGUUGUUCUUCCCAUAGUUCAUGUAGGGAGGCACUUUGGCUUUUGAAACACUACAUUUCUCAAUAUUUAAGCACAAUUUAUUGUCCUUAUUUUUCAGAACCCAUUAAAUAUAAGGGUCAGAACCUAGAAAAUCUUAUGUGCUGGAUUUCUACCCUGUAUGAUUCUUUUCAUCCAUGCUUUGCACUUACGUAGGAAUAUACAUAAUUUGGUCUGAAGAAGUAUAGGAACAGUUGAGCACAUUACUUCACCACUGGAAGAAUAGGAACCAGGGAAAAACAUCAGCCUCUGCCACUUGGAGCACUAGAGGAUGACGGAAUGUCUUGUAUAUGCGGUCAACUGUUCAGGAUUUACUACUCAAUUGGUUGUUCACAAUCAGGGAAAUGAUUGGCUUCUUGGUUGUUUGUUGAACUUUCUUUCUUUAUAUGGUUAAAUUAUUUUGUUUUGAUAAAAAUAAAACUUAAAAUGCAAA